AUGAGAAUUGCUCCUGCUGCUUCGGUGGCACUGCCAGUGUUGGCGGCGCAUGCUGCGCCCCUUGCUGAGUCCACUUGUCAGAAGACAGAAGUUGUCAUCCUGGGAGCAGGAGUAGCCGGUCUUACCGCUGCAAAAACCCUUGCGGACCACAAUGUCAACGACUUUGUUGUGCUCGAAUAUCAGGACAGAGUUGGCGGCCGGCUUCAUAAUGUCACUUUUGCCAAGCAUACUGUUGAGGCUGGAGCCAACUGGGUUCACGGGCCGGGGACUCCAGAAGGCCACAUUAAUCCCAUCUGGACUAUGGUCCAAAAGGCGGGGUUGAAGACAGUAACCACCGACGAGGACGACAACUCCAUGUACGAUCACACCGGCCCGACAGACUACUCUGCUGUCUUCGAGCGUGCCGAAAACGCGAAUAAACUCGUAUUUGCCGACGCCGGCGACAUACUCAAAAGCAAUUACCAAGACCGGACACACCGCGCUGGCCUUCGGCUUCAGGACUGGAACCCAGCCAUUAACGAUCCAGCCGCGCAACUGGCCGACUGGUUUAUCUGGGACUGGGACGCAGCAGCUCCGCCAGAGGUAAGCUCCGAGGUGUUCGGCACCAUCUCCAUCAACGCAACCUACAAUUACUUCUCCCACUCGGACGAGUUCAUCUGUGACCCGCAAGGGUACGUUCACGCCUUGUGGGAGGACGUCAAAUCCGCCUUCGAAGGACAUCCGGAGCGUCUUCGCCUGCGGACCAAGGUCACCGAAAUCAAGCACGAUGCAGACUCAGUCACCGUGACCAGUGCUGAUGGCCACUGCGUCACAGCCAAAUACGCCAUUGUGACUUUCUCCGUCGGUGUUUUGCAGAAAAAGGACGCCGUACGAUUUAUCCCCGAGCUACCAGCCUGGAAGACCCGGGCCAUUGCCGGCUUCGAAAUGGGCACGUACAUUAAGAUCUUUCUCGAAUUCGAGACUAGCUUCUGGGACUCCAAGCAGUUUUUGCUAUAUGCGGAUCCCCAUGUCCGCGGCAACUAUCCGAUCUUCCAGCCCUUGGAUCUGGAAGGGUUGUACCCGGGGUCUAAUAUCCUCGUGGCCACGGUGAUCGGAGAGAUCGCUUACCGGAUUGAAUCGCAGUCCAAUGAAGAGACCGCGGCGCAAAUCAUCCAAGUGCUGGAGAAUAUGUACGGCAAGGGCGUCGUCUCGACACUGAAGGACAUUUCCUAUACAAGAUGGGACCAAGAAGACUGGUCUUACGGAUCCUACUCUUACUGGCCCCCUUCGACUAGCCUGCAAGCGCAUCAGAAUAUGCGCGCCAACGUCGACAGUGUCUUCUUUGCCGGCGAAGCCACUAGUCAAGAGUUCUUUGGUUACGUGCAAGGGGGAUACUAUGAGGGCAAACAUGUGGCCGAGUUUCUGGUGGGGUGUCUUACUGCCCCAGAUCCGGAGCAGUGCGCUUUGAAUCCAGAUCAGAAGCGAUACCCUGUUCUGACGGGAGUUACGCCGUAUGACGUGUAUAAUCCGGAGAAUGGUUGGUAUAUUUAUGAUGAAGAUUUGGGUGUGCCUGGACAUGCUUAG
This is a messenger RNA of Aspergillus welwitschiae, 1563 nucleotides long. RefSeq names its product polyamine oxidase. Gene Ontology annotation, molecular function: oxidoreductase activity. The record is from RefSeq and is a predicted model, not a curated record. The coding region runs from base 1 to 1563 and encodes 520 amino acids. Lineage: Eukaryota; Fungi; Ascomycota; Eurotiomycetes; Eurotiales; Aspergillaceae. The transcript has 7 exons.